CUUCAAAUUACAGUCAAUCCAACAACAGCGUUCGCAUCCUACUCUCAACAGUUAAGAGUAAAAUGUCACCGCUCUGGAUAUUCUUGGUCGUUUUCCUCGCGCCAGUGGUGAUGGCGGACGGCAAUGUGGAAGAAAAUAUCAAAGAAAUGAAAACGAUGCUCGCUCAACUGCUUACCGACGUUGGAAAAUUGAAGAAGGACGUUGACUGCGUGAAAAUCAAACAAAGGCUGGCCUUGACUACAUUGGAAAAUGAGAAAACGUAUCAUAUGUAUGCAAAGAAGCGGAGCUGGGAUGAGGCCAAGGCAUACUGCAAAAGUAAAAUGAUGGAGCUGGCGACCCCAAAGACCUCGGAGGAACUACGUUUGCUGAAGGAGAGUGUAGAAAGUAGAUAUGCUCCAGGAGAAAAAUAUUGGUUGUCUGCAACUGACGCGGGACGGCACCCAGGAAACUUCACGUGGUACGACGGAGAGGUUUUACCCAGAGACAGCCAGUUGUGGGACACACAAUACGGCGAGCCAAAUGAUUUUGGCAAGGGGAAAGCAUCUUGCGUUGCGUUAAGUUCCUACUCGUUAGAUAACUAUAAUUUGUAUGAUGUAAAUUGUUUGUCUAAAGCAUACGUAUUUUGUGAGUCGACUUCAGAAUGCCAGUAAAAAUAACCGAUAAAAUACAAGAAGCAGGUUGUUUAUUGUAUAAAAUGUUGUCA
Cloeon dipterum is the source of this 703-nucleotide messenger RNA. RefSeq names its product lectin-like. The record is from RefSeq and is a predicted model, not a curated record. NCBI's taxonomy places the organism in Eukaryota, Metazoa, Arthropoda, Insecta, Ephemeroptera, Baetidae. Bases 63 to 650 code for a protein of 195 amino acids. The transcript is spliced from 7 exons.